Molecule: messenger RNA, 5101 nt
Organism: Hydractinia symbiolongicarpus
Lineage: Eukaryota; Metazoa; Cnidaria; Hydrozoa; Anthoathecata; Hydractiniidae
Product: leucine-rich repeat-containing protein 15-like
Exons: 25
Coding region: 2133-4541 (802 amino acids)
Cellular component (GO): extracellular matrix
Molecular function (GO): protein binding
Source: RefSeq, a predicted model, not a curated record
GUACAGAAAAAAUCAGGGGUACAAUAAAAUUUAUUACAAGUGAUGCGUGAAAGAUUUGUUUUUAAAAUUUUAACAAAAUGGCGGCCGACAUGUGCGAAGUUACAUAUUUAAUGUUGUAUAUAAAAUAGGAUAAAAUAUACGCUUAUGAGAUAAAAUGUUGUUACUAGACAAUGUAAGUGCAAUGAUACUUCAUCAACAUGAAAGUAACGAAAAUGAAUAUUUACUCCUUGAUGAGGAUGAUGAGGAUGAAAAAAUUGACUUAAAAGAUGCCACAGAUAUGUGUGGAACAACUGCUGAGGAAUAUGUUACUACACUGGAAAAUGAAAUCCAAAAGAUAUGCGAUGAGACUUUAAAAUACAAUGAACGUAUGCAUGAGGUCAAUUGUGAGUUGUUGGCACAGACCAAUGAAAACAAAGUUGAACUUCCUCAUGUUGUUUACACUUCAAAUUUAUCUACUUAUUUUAAAUGGAUGGCACAUCCUGUUUUUAUGCUUUCUGUAGCUUGUAUUAUGAUAAUGUGUGUUGUACUUUUUAUAACAUUGCAGUGACAAAAAAGCACAGAUAUAUUUACGAUUUAAUUUUAAAUUUAGGUGUUUUAAAUCAUAUAUUACAACAACUGUGUCUGUCUGUAAGAGGGAAAGUCUAUUAUACUUUCUACAAUCUUUUUUCCAAUGUGUAUAAAAUACGUUGUUUUAAUUAUUUUUUUUCUAAAAUUAUGUUUUUGUUAUAACACUUUCCUCCUGAAGCUAUGAAGACUAUAACUAACAUGUAUUCAUGAUUUCAAUUAAUGACCUUGUUUUUUUUCUUGCCUUUGUUUACUUACUGUUUUCAUGUUAAUAAACAUAAUGGAUUAAGUGAUAACGAUGGAGCUAUACAUUAAUAAUUAAAUUGAUUAUGAUUCACCUUAACUAACAAUAAAAUUUUUAUCUAGAAAAUGUUUUUUUUAAUUUGUUUUUAUUUAUAUUUUGAAUUUUGAAUUUAUUUAUUUCAUUUAAGACAUGCACAUAUUUUGGUAUUUGUGUUAAAGUGUGUGUACUCUACAUAUGGGAGUGUAAAUAUAUGAAUAGAUUUUAAUAACAUGUUUGUGUCCUAUUCUUUUUUCUUUCUUCAUUAAGUUUGGUACCAAUUCAGGAACUUUUACGGUUGCAUUUUAUACGCUUAAAAAAUUGUCUCUAAUUUUUUUUCUUGCUUUUUUUACUUUAACCAGUUGUUUUUGCAGUUCCAAACUAAGAUUAUUCUUAAUAGUCAUCUGCGCCUUAGAGGAGAGAGUAUCACCAAAAAUUGACAUAAAAGCUGACAGGGGAAGUGGGUUUUUUUAUUUCUUGUUGAUUUAGUUUUCUCCUUAGAGAGAAUUACACAAGUUGUUUAAUAUCCCUGUUCAUGAGAAGCAUUUUGAUUAGAGAAUUCUUAGUACUUAACUUCUCUAGGGACUCUUUCUACGUUUUGUCAGGUAUUAACUAACAAAUGUAUAUGUUAGUACACAGGAGUAUGUUUAAUAGAAAGCUAUAUAAAGCCCGUCAUACAUCACAGACAGCGAGUGAUUAGGGCGAAAGAAAAAAGCAAACAGGUAUGCACAAUUGAGGAUGGGGAAAUAAUCAAAAUUGUGUACAUCCUUUAUGGAUGACCCCUAAUAGCACCAACAUGUGACAAAAGAAAUAUUUUACUUGAAGAUAUUACUUUGAAAAUAAAUUUUUCCCUGGUGCAGACUGAUACAUCUUUUAAAUCACACAAAAAGGUUUUUAUAUUUUUAGGGAUAACAUGUGUAGGCCACCUAUAUUUAAAAGUUUGUUCAUCAUGAUGGACAUUAUUUAAACUUUUUUAUUAAAAAAUUCUUUUUCAGUAAAAGGAUCAGAAUUGUCCUACCUUUUACCUAGUAAAAUUGUCUUACCUAUACUAUGUUUUUACUCAAGACUCCAGAAUUUUUUAAAAAAAGAAAGUGACUAUGGUGACUAAUACAACUGCAAUACGACCUUGUGGCAAACUGACUUUGCCAAAGAUAUACUAGAUACAUUCUUUUUUUUAAUUAGCCUUUGUAUUACCUGCUCUAAAUCUGGAGAAAGUAAAACGUUUUGUGUUAUAUUCUCUCUUAAUCAACAGUAUAUAGCAGAUACAAAGUUGUAAAAUCUGGAUACAAUGAAGUUUGCUGUUUUCAAAAUCUUGAUUAUUAUUUGUUUUAUUAAAUCAUUUACGAGCAAAAUAUGUCCAAAAAAAUGUCAAUGUCAUUCCUCUUGGUUACGACAUGUUACCAGCGUAGUUGUGGAUUGCUCGAAACAAGAUCUUAAUUCCAUACCAACAAAGAAAAUACCUAGAUACAUAACAUCUUUCGUUCUGAAUGACAACUACAUCACAGAGAUCCCUAAGGAUGCUUUUAAGAAGUAUCGCUACUUGAGAGAAUUAUAUCUUUACAAGAACUUUAUCACUAAAAUUGACAAAGAUGCUUUUUCUGGCUUGCGAAAACUUACAGUGCUAUCUCUUCAUUCCAACAAGCUGGAGAGGAUUGAAAAUGGCACCUUUUCACAUUUACGAAGCCUUCGUAGAUUAUAUUUAUUUACGAAUUCUAUUCAAGCAAUCAAUCCGGAAACUUUUAAAGGUUUACGUAAUGUUGAAACAAUAAUUCUUCACGACAAUUUAUUACGAGAAAUUCCCAAGAAUGCGUUUUUAUCAAUGGAACGUCUUCGUAUGUUAACUUUGUACAGAAAUUAUUUGCAAUCAUUACGUACAGGAGCAUUUAAUGGACUUAAACAUGUCAAACAUAUGUACUUACAUCAAAAUAAAAUUGCAAAGAUAGAACCAGGAGCAUUUCAAGGUUGUUCACAAUUACAAAAAGUCCAACUUGGAGACAACAAUUUGAUAAAUAUUAUGCAAGAACAUUUUAUUGGUUUACCCAAUCUAGUGGAACUAUAUCUGGAUAACAAUCGCAUUGAGCUAAUAGAACCUGGCAUGUUUAAUGAAAUACCCUUAUUAAAGAAGUUGGUGCUGUUAGGUAAUCGCAUUCACACAAUCAGACCAAACUCAUUUCAGAAUAUGUCAAACCUUUCUGUUUUAUCUUUAUCUGGUAACAGAUUAAAAUACUUGAAACCUGGAAUGUUCUCAGGGCUGGUCAGCCUGCGACAGCUGUUUUUGCAGGAUAACAGAAUAGCAUUGAUAACACCUUUCACAUUUCAAGGAUUAAAGGGUCUUCAGCAACUAUAUAUAUUCCGCAAUCAGAUUUAUUACAUUCAAGCAAAAACCUUCAUUGGUUUAUCCUUUUUGUCAGAAUUGAAUAUUGGCGUCAACAAUAUAUCUGGUUUAGACAAUGGUGCUUUUACUGGACUGCAUCGACUUCGAGCUCUACAGCUGAAUUCAAAUCGUAUUCAAUAUAUACCAUCUGGUGCUUUCCAAAAUCUUAGAAAUUUAUUUCGAUUAGUAGUGUAUUUCAAUAGAAUUUCCAUCAUUGAAGAAAACGCAUUUUCCGAUCUUCGAAGAUUAAUUUCAAUAGUAUGGUAUCCUCCAAAAUUAUUAGUUGUUACAAGCAGAAGGUUACGUUCUUUACAAAGCAACAAUUUACAAUGCGAUUGUAACACCAAAUGGUUAAAACCUUGGCUGUUAAAGAAACGAAUAAAGGCUGUUAUAUUUUGUGAGCAACCUGCGUCAUUGAAAGGUUCCAAUGUAACUGGAUUGGAUGAUAAGCAUUUCGAAAGAUGCGCACCAUUGUCUAUUGACGUUACACCUUCCGAAAGCAUCGUUCCCCAAGGCUCCACUCUAUACAUAAAAUGCGUAGUAAAUAAUGGUGGGAAUUUUACAUGGAUUAAGAAUGGAUAUAUGUUACCAUCAACUGAAUCAACCUUUCAAACGACAUCUGGUAUUUUGAUAUUGCGAAACGUGUCUUCUACCAGUAAUGAUCAAUACACUUGUCUUGUAACAUCACACAACGGAAGCAUUGCAGCGUCAGCAUUCGUAAGAGUUGGAAAAAAGCCUGAGCUACUAGAUAAUUUAGAGGAAGCUAUAAUGGUUGAAAGUUUAGAUGUUAGCGUUACCAUAACUUGUAAGGCAAAAGGUGUUCCUACUCCCCAUCACAGGUGGUAUAAAAAUGGUAACGCUGUUGUGAAUAACGUUGAUAACAAGUUUAUUACCUGCGAUGGAACGCUAAUAAUAACCAAGUUUCAAGAGAGUGACGUGGGUAUCUAUGAAUGUGAAGCUAGCAAUAAACUGGGUGUUGUGAAAAAAAUUAUCAGUAUUCGUUUAGCAGACGAAGGCACAUCAAAAUGCAGUAGAAGGUGUAGUAAGGGUUACACUUGUGUCAGAUCGUACACAUGUCAAUGUUCAAUAAAUAGUUUAGCAGCGCAAUGUAAGAAAUACUCUAAUCAAAGUGAGGAAGGGUCUGGUGACGAACUGUUGAGUUCAGAUAAUGAAGAAGGAGACGCAGAUGAAAUAGGGGAAGGGGAAGCAUCAUCCAAUGAUAGGAUGUCUAAUUCAAAUGGUUUGGCUGGUAAACCAAUAAUACCGACACGUCCAUCGAAUACUGGUUUGACGACGCAAUCUCAUUCACCCUCCAGUGUUUAAGUUCUGCAGCAAAGAAAAGUGUAUAUAUUUCCAUAUCGACAUUUUUUCUUUGAGAUGAUGAAAACUGACUAGUUCGCAUAAGCAGUAAAUUUUCAAAUCCGCUAAAAAAGCUUGAAUUACUAGUCUUCCAGCUAUACAGAAGAUUUUUUUUCUCCUAACUUUUAGGAAGGCUUUCUACCCUCCUAGCUAUAAAAUUGAAUGUUUAGUUAAUUUUUUUCGCGGAUCUGCACAGGGCGAUGCAAUUUUAAUCCAAACAUUUUGAUCACUCUUUAACGUUGACUGAAACGGAUGUCUUAAUGAUAGAGUGGUGUAUAAUAUGAAUACAGGAGCUGAAUAGGAGAAUGUAAAAAAUAAAACAGUUUUCAAAUGGUUUCCAAAUUGGUCAAGCCUCUGAAAUGCUACGCGAAUUUUUUUUCUCAUGAAACAUAUUUGUUUUAUUCAAGAAAUAUAUACUUGCUUGAAUACAUUUUUUCACAUUUGUAAAAAUAUUGCACAUUAUAUAAAAUGUGCUACGAGAUUUUAUUUUUUUUAUUGUAUAAAAAUAAUAUUUUUAAAAAUUA